CCCUGUCAUCCUGCGGCGGCUGCGGCUUCUUCCUACCUGUGCUGCCCUCAACGUCUCCGCGGUUCACGGUGGCCUCCCCGCUCCUUCCUUGACUUUCCGCCGCUGCCCCAGGCUCUGGACCGGGCCGGAGACGCCGGUGUCCCAGCCCCGCUGUAGUCCCGACGGCCCGGACCGCCGCCCCCUCGCCCGCGUCCUUCGGGUGCGUCGUCGGGUCCCCUGGGGUCGGUAGGUCAGACGGUCCGCGGGUAAUUUGGCCUCGGGCACCUGUCCAGAUCAUAAAGUGUUGAUGACCAAAAUGGAUAUUCGAGGUGCUGUGGAUGCUGCUGUCCCUACCAAUAUCAUUGCAGCCAAGGCUGCAGAAGUUCGUGCCAACAAAGUGAACUGGCAGUCAUAUCUUCAGGGCCAGAUGAUAUCUGCUGAAGAUUGUGAAUUUAUUCAAAGAUUUGAAAUGAAAAGAAGUCCUGAAGAAAAGCAAGAGAUGCUUCAAACUGAAGGCAGCCAGUGUGCUAAAACAUUUAUAAAUCUGAUGACUCAUAUCUCCAAAGAACAGACGGUGCAAUACAUACUAACGAUGGUUGAUGAUAUGUUACAGGAAAAUCACCAGCGUGUCAGUAUUUUCUUUGAUUAUGCGAAACGUAGCAAGAGUACUGCAUGGCCCUACUUUCUGCCAAUGUUGAAUCGUCAGGAUCCCUUUACUGUUCAUAUGGCAGCAAGAAUUAUUGCCAAAUUAGCAGCCUGGGGGAAAGAACUGAUGGAAGGUAGUGACUUAAAUUACUAUUUCAACUGGAUAAAAACUCAGCUGAGUUCACAGAAACUGCGUGGUAGCGGUGUUGCUGUUGAAACAGGAACAGCCUCUUCAAAUGAUAGUUCUCAGUAUGUACAGUGUGUGGCUGGAUGCCUACAGCUGAUGCUCCGGGUCAAUGAGUACCGCUUUGCCUGGGUGGAAGCAGAUGGGGUAAACUGCAUAAUGGGAGUUUUGAGUAACAAGUGUGGUUUUCAACUCCAGUAUCAAAUGAUUUUUUCCAUAUGGCUCCUGGCAUUUAGUCCUCAAAUGUGUGAACACUUGCGGCGCUAUAAUAUCAUUCCUGUUGUGUCUGACAUCCUUCAAGAAUCUGUCAAAGAGAAAGUGACAAGAAUCAUUCUUGCAGCAUUCCGUAACUUUUUAGAAAAAUCAACAGAAAGAGAAACUCGCCAAGAAUAUGCUCUGGCUAUGAUUCAGUGCAAAGUUCUCAAACAGUUGGAGAAUCUGGAACAACAGAAAUAUGAUGAUGAAGAUAUCAGUGAAGACAUCAAAUUUCUUUUGGACAAACUUGGUGAGAGUGUCCAGGACCUUAGUUCCUUUGAUGAAUACAGUUCAGAACUUAAAUCUGGAAGGUUGGAAUGGAGUCCUGUGCACAAAUCUGAGAAAUUUUGGAGAGAGAAUGCUGUGAGGUUAAAUGAGAAGAACUAUGAACUCCUGAAAAUCUUGACAAAGCUUUUGGAGGUAUCAGAUGAUCCGCAAGUCUUAGCUGUUGCUGCUCAUGAUGUUGGGGAGUAUGUGCGGCAUUAUCCCCGGGGCAAGCGUGUUAUUGAGCAACUGGGCGGGAAGCAGCUGGUAAUGAACCACAUGCACCAUGAAGACCAGCAGGUCCGAUACAACGCCCUACUGGCUGUGCAGAAGCUCAUGGUGCACAACUGGGAAUAUCUUGGUAAACAACUCCAGUCAGAGCAGCCUCAGACUGCUGCCGCCCGAAGCUAAGCUGGCCUCUUUGACCUUCCUCUGUGCCUCUCUGGCGGACCACUUGGGUUGGGAACCUCAGUACUUAAGGUCAAGAAUAUGUAGUUUUAAAAUUUGCUAGUAAUUUUUUCUUCUUUUGUGUAGCUUUUUCCAGUGCUAAUUUAAAAAAAAAAGUGGUGUUUGCCUGUGAUGAUGUAACUUUCUGUGUCUAAGGAAAGCAUUAGUGUUACAUAUAUUGCUUGCAAUUUCUGUAUUUAUUGUUCUAUAGAAAUAAAUAGAAUUAUUAAAGGAU
Messenger RNA from Dipodomys ordii (Ord's kangaroo rat), 2009 nucleotides. It is a transcript of the gene Atp6v1h, whose product is annotated as ATPase, H+ transporting, lysosomal 50/57kDa, V1 subunit H. The record is from RefSeq and is a predicted model, not a curated record. Gene Ontology annotation, molecular function: proton-transporting ATPase activity, rotational mechanism. The coding region runs from base 287 to 1738 and encodes 483 amino acids. The transcript has 14 exons. Gene Ontology annotation, cellular component: vacuolar proton-transporting V-type ATPase, V1 domain; lysosomal membrane. NCBI's taxonomy places the organism in Eukaryota, Metazoa, Chordata, Mammalia, Rodentia, Heteromyidae. Gene Ontology annotation, biological process: proton transmembrane transport.